AUGACAUCAUAUAUGCCAUGUUUUUGUCCUAGUUUAACGUGUUUUGCAUGCUAUGUAAGGGCAGUUUUUAGAGCAAUCAUUUUAAUAUCCAAUCCUGAUGAACAAUCAAUUACCGAUCAUAUAAUGGAUAAUUAUACGAGUGCAAAACGGCCAAACAUCAAAACUGUUUUAAAUUUUUUACUAUCAAAUCAUAUGCUUGAAUCCAAAUUAGAAUACACAAUUAUUGGGAAUAAUCCAGAUAGAUGUGCAGUCAACAAUUCAAACGAGACUCGUGUAUCGCUCGGAGAACACAUUGCUGAUGUUCCAACAGAAGUAACAUUCAGUAGCGUUCUCGAUGACGGCUCAAGUCAUAGAAAUAAUAAUCGACACGUUGUCGCACGCUUGAAUUUUGUGUGCAACGUAUGCAAUAAAUCGUGUUUAUCUGCGGCCGGACUUGGAAGCCACCGCCGAGUUCACCGAUCGUGA
Melanaphis sacchari is the source of this 465-nucleotide messenger RNA. RefSeq lists its product as uncharacterized. Lineage: Eukaryota; Metazoa; Arthropoda; Insecta; Hemiptera; Aphididae. Bases 1 to 465 code for a protein of 154 amino acids. The transcript has 3 exons. The record is from RefSeq and is a predicted model, not a curated record.